Molecule: messenger RNA, 1239 nt
Organism: Pseudozyma hubeiensis SY62
Lineage: Eukaryota; Fungi; Basidiomycota; Ustilaginomycetes; Ustilaginales; Ustilaginaceae
Exons: 2
Coding region: 1-1239 (412 amino acids)
Source: RefSeq, a predicted model, not a curated record
AUGCUCUACGGCAUCUCGGGAACCGAUACUCCUCCUGGAGCCUAUCUCGACCGACUUGACAUCAACUACAUUUCCAGCGGAGGUGCUCAGACGCCCACGUCUGGCUGGGGACACAGCGUCGAUGCUUACAAGGCCAGAUUUGCCACUGUUGUGCAGGAUGCCAAGCGCAUCCACGCCCGUGGCGGUGUCCAGGUCAUCAAGAUCUCGGAUCUGUGGGGUGCAGAUGCUACUCAGCCCCCCAACUUUCCCUAUCCGGGUGACAAUGGAGAUUGGAGCUCGUACGAUCGUUUCAUACAGCAGCUCAUCUCGGACGUCAAGUCGAGCGGCGUGGCCAUCAAUGAAUGCACACAACUCGAACCGUACAACGAGCCGGACCUUCCCAACCUCUUCUGGCGUCGGAGUCAGGAACAGUACCUGCAAAUGUGGCUUCGAGGAACGCGUGCGCUGCGAGCCGCUUUCCCCAAGGGCAGUCGAACAUUCCUUCCCAUCGUAGGACCGAGCGCUGCCAUGCUACCUGGCCCUUCUAACAUGUGGUGGAAGAAUUUCCUGUCGACGUUGCGGGACAACAGAGACACCGAGCCAGACAUUUGGAACUUCCAUCUGGAGGGAGGCGACAGCAACGAUCCGGUUGCUGCCACCAAAUUGUUCAAGCAAGCCUUCGCCGAGUACGGCCUCACGGGGGGGAUUGGCUUCGAGAACAACGAGUACGGCUCGCGUGAGCAGCAGCGGCCCGGCUUCGGCGCAUGGCAUGCAGCUCGGUACGAAAAGGUAAAGUACCAUGGUCUGCGCGGCAACUGGGUCGGAGGUGCUCUGCUCCGUGACAAUCUGGCCGAUCUGUUGUUCAAGGAUGCGGGCGGCAAGUAUCACACUACGGGCGAGUUCCAAGAAUGGGCGACGUACGUCAGACUCAGUGGCUCUCCGUGCAACACCACCGAGGGAACCUCGGUCGACACGUACGGCAUCGCCACACCUGCGAACAAGACGGCAUCUGCGCUUGUCGGCAACCAAGGCUUUAAUGGAACUGUCAACGUCGUGUUCAGCAGCAUUACGAGCCUGGGAUCCAGCAUCAAUAUGGUCAUGGCCGUCGUUUAUCGUAUCCCAUACGACGAUGGCCGCGAAGUCACUGGUCUGACGCAGGUAUUAUCGAUGACUAUCCGUGUGAGCCAAGACCAGGUCACCGUGCCGAUUCAACAGACCAAUGCCGACGAUGCUUACCUUGUGACCAUCCUCGCAGCUUAG